Messenger RNA from Cuscuta campestris, 3159 nucleotides. NCBI's taxonomy places the organism in Eukaryota, Viridiplantae, Streptophyta, Magnoliopsida, Solanales, Convolvulaceae. The record is from the annotation of a GenBank genome assembly.
UAGGAGACUUGUCUCUUGUAUCGAAAUUAAUCUUUCUUCAUGGUAUCAGAGCCUCUUUCCGUGGCCUAAAACCUAGAAACUCCCUCUCUCUCUCGUGCGCGUCUCGCAGCCGCACUCCCCAAACCCUAACGCCGCAGCCCACUGCUCGGCGUUCCCCCCCUCUAUCUCACCGGCGACUGCCGUUCCCCAGCAGCGCCACCCACGGACAGCAACCUCCCCAGCGUUGCACCAGCAGUCUCUCCAGCGACGCACCAGUGCAGCAGCCCCUCUCCAUGGCUGAGAAACCCUCCUCCGACAAGUCUCCUUCCCCGGUCUCAACUCCUCACCUGGCUUUCACGACCAUCUCGAACGUGAAACUUCACGUUCCGAUCCUCUUAAGCUUUACGGAGCCGAACUACAAAAAAUGGAGCCGCCUCUUUCUCCUAUUGGUUCGGCGCUUCUCCCUCGGUGACUUUCUCACCAGAAAAUUGGUCCCCUCCAACAACAACGACACCGAUUGGUACCAACUCGAGGCUCUUAUCCAGGGUUGGAUCCUCUCAACGAUCAACGACGAGGUUCUCCGGGGGCUGCCCGACGACAUGCGGGGUCAAACCUCCUUCCUCCAGUUCCAAACUCCUCCGCCAACGUUUCUUCAAACCCGCUCAGCACUUCUUCUCCUGGAGCGUCAGCAAUCAGACUUGGACAGCGCCGAUCCAUCACCUGGCACGGCCCUCUUCUCGGCUGGUCACACCGGCGCUCACCCACACAGCCCCGCGGGUGGGGGUGAGGAGUUGAGACCGGGGAAGGAGACUUGUCGGAGGAGGGUUUCUCAGCCAUGGAGAGGGGCUGCUGCACUGGUGCGUCGCUGGAGAGACUGCUGGUGCAACGCUGGGGAGGUGGAUGUCACAGUGGUGGAUGUCUCUACUGGCAGCCAGGAAAUUAGUGGGUGUGGGGAUUUCGAGUUUGUUUCAAGAAAACAUGUUCUUUCAUUCUAUUCUGGAACGGAGCAAUCUGCAGAGCUUCCGGAGGACAGAGGCAAAGCUAUUGCAAUCAUGACUAAAGGGCUUGAGAAUUUCCUCAUUGGAGCUCAGAAUGACAAAGUUGUUGCUGGAGUCGUCGGUCUAGGGGGCAGUGGAGGGACGUCUAUGUUGUCUUCUGCCUUCCGCUCUCUUCCAAUUGGGAUCCCUAAAGUGAUUGUGUCAACCGUGGCCAGCGGUCAAACUGAACACUAUAUUGGAACAUCCGACUUGGUAUUAUUUCCGUCGGUAGUGGAUAUUUGUGGGAUCAACAGUGUUAGUAGGGUUGUUCUAUCCAAUGCUGGUGCCGCAUUUGCUGGUAUGGUGGUUGCAAGAAUUCACAGCCUUAAAGAAUCCCGCGCUGUUGAUGAGAAGUUUACUGUUGGAAUUACAAUGUUUGGCGUUACUACUCCGUGUGCUAAUGCCGUUAAAGAAAGGUUGACUAAAGAAGGAUAUGAUACCUUGGUUUUUCAUGCCACUGGGGUCGGGGGAAGGGCCAUGGAGGAUCUGGUCAAAGGAGGAUUCAUACAAGGUGUAUUAGACAUCACUACAACUGAGGUUGCAGAUUACAUUGUUGGAGGUGUUAUGGCAUGUGAUGGUUCUCGCUUUGAUGCAAUAUUAGAGAAGAAGAUUCCUUUAGUUCUAAGUGUGGGAGCCUUGGAUAUGGUAAAUUUUGGUCCAAAAAGUUCCAUACCUUCUGAUUUUCAGCAGAGGAAGAUUCACGAGCACACUGAACAGGUUUCUCUUAUGCGUACUACUAUGGAUGAAAAUAAGAAAGUUGCCGCCUUUAUAGCAGACAAAUUGAAUAAAUCCUCAUCAAAGGUGUGUGUUUGCUUGCCAGAGAAAGGUAUUUCUGCAUUGGAUGCCCCAGGGAAACCGUUUUAUGAUCCUCAAGCAACUGGAUGCCUUUUUAAUGAGCUACAAAGACUUGUUCAGAUAAAUGAAGAUCAUCAGGUUAAAACGUUUCCUUAUCAUAUUAAUGACUUGGAGUUUGCAAAUGCAUUGGUCGAUUCAUUCUUAGACAUCUCUGUGAAACCAAAAGUUGUAGAUACUUCCCAAGCAAGCUUUGAGUCCAGCAAAGAAGCUAAUCUUGUUGGUCAUACAAAGUUCUCAAGCAAAGAAAGUCUUUACUCAUGUCCAAGUGACUUCCCCAAUGCAAAACAAGUGGAUCCAAUGCUAGAGGAGUUUGGGAGAAGUAUCAAUGGGACACUACAGGUUCCCAUUUGGCCAGCCCGUGGAAAAAAUAUCCCCUUCAAGAAACAGAAAUUAUCUGCAAGGACCGGUCACAAGCACGCAGCUCGCUCAAAAUCUACAGCCAAGAGACUGGCCAGUGAGAUGAUCAUCGGGUCCGAGCCAAAUAAAAAGCUAUGCAGGGAAGAGACUUCUGUUGUUGCUUCCCCAACCGGUGAAAUGGCUGCUUUUUCUACUGACCAAGUGGCGGAGGCACUCCAGAUUCAUCUCUGCAAGGCUUCCAGUUUUGGGGCUGAGCUCCACAUCCGGUCCACCAUGAUUCCCCAUGAGAAAAAGGCCGCUCUAGACAUUGGGAAGACAUCUACUCAGCUUGCUGAGGAGGCUGAACAGAAACUCAAAGCCGAGCAGUCAGCACGGUUGGCUGCCGAAGAGCAACUAAAAGCCGAAAGGGAGGCUCGGCUUGCAAUUGAGGCCAGACUGGCAACCGAACGGGAAACUGCCGUUGCAGAGUACAAGGCUGGGGGUUUCCAAGAUGACGCACUGGAGUUCGCUCGGACCAACCAUGAUCAGGUGAUUAAAGCUGUGCUAACGAGUCCAAAAGAAGCGAUCCACUUCUUCAAUAGGCUUCAAGAGAAUGAGAUUGGACGGUUGAUGUUAUUGAAGAUGGGGGCUUAUGGGUUCUUGAAGGGACGGAAAUCAGAGAGGUCUGAGCUAUAUGAAGUUCUGAAAGAAUCUGUCAAAAAUUUCAACCCGACUAAGUACGACCUGCCCGAGGCCUUCACAGUUGAGCCAGUCUAUCCAUUCCUCAACCUGCCCAUUUAACAAUAGAGUAUAAUAGUAGCUUGUGCUAGGGAAAAAAAAUGUUUCCCCUGUUUUGUGCUUUCACUUUUUGCUAUGGACGUGGCCAACAUGUUUUUCCCUUUUUAUUGAGAUAGGUAUUUUUUGUUUGAUUGCGAUAUGGAUUUAGCAACAU